CACCCUUCGGGCAUGACUCACAGCAACGCACAUAUGUUUCCGGUUGCAAAAGGAAAAAAAAAUAUGCAGAGGCGCAGUUCAUUGCCCUGGGACAUAAUGUUUGAACUAGCAAGUGUGGGUAUGUGUACGUGUGUCAGUGGCAGAUAAAGCACACAGCAGACUGUCUGUCAGCUCCCAAGUUCUUGAGUUGUAGAAGAGAGCACACUCUCUGAUCAUAAGUAUGAGGCUCCGUGUCCGGACUGGAGCUCGCUGGCUCCUACCUGUCCUGGUUCUUCUGACUGCCCACCAGGUCAAAGCAAACCAGCCUCAGCCUAAGGAGAGACAUUACUACAUUGCUGCUGUGGAGAUAGAUUGGAAAUACUCUGGCAACGACACAGACGGGUCUGGUCCCACCUAUAAGAAAGUGGUCUUUCGAGAAUAUGAGAAAGGCUUCAGACAGGCUAAGACUCAUCCAUCAUGGUUAGGUCUCCUUGGUCCCACACUGAGGGCAGAAGAAGGGGAGACGAUUGUUGUAACUUUCAGAAACAUGGCCACCAGCCCGUAUAGCAUCAGCCCACACGGUGUGGCUUAUGGGAAACAGUCUGAGGGAGCCUACUACUUUGACAACACAUCACAAAAAGAGAAAGAGGACGACAAAGUACUUCCAAACAGUGAGCACGUUUACUACUGGGAGGUGACAUCAGAUGUAUCUCCUCAGAAAAAUGACCCCACCUGUCUUACCUACACCUACAUCUCCCAUCAAAAUGUGGUCAAAGACUACAACUCUGGCCUCAUUGGCACUUUGCUCAUCUGCAAGCAAGGCAGUCUAGAUGAAUCAGGGCAGCAGGCUGGCAUCCACCACGAGUAUGUAUUUCUUUUCGGGGUUUUUGAUGAGAACAAGAGCAAAUACGAACCUAGCGGCUAUACCUCAGACAACCAUGUGAAAUAUACUAUCAAUGGAUAUACAAACGGAUCUCUGCCAGAUGUCAGCAUGUGCGCCUAUGCCCCUGUGAGUGUACAUCUGGUGGGUAUGAGCUCAGAGCCAGAGGUAUUCUCAGUGCAUAUGAACGGGCAAGUACUGGAACAUGCUGGGCAUAAAGUGUCAUCAGUCGGGCUCAUCACUGGUUCCUCCAUCACUGCCAGCAUGGUGGCUGUCCACACAGGACGCUGGCUGCUCUCCUCACACACCGUCAAGCACAUAGAAGCUAGCAUGCACGCUUUUGUGGAUGUGAUAAAUUGUAAAGGAUUUGAAAAACCACAGCGGUGGGUGACCUAUGCACAACAACGACAAAGCAGGGAGUGGAAAUACUACAUCGCUGCUGAGGAAAUUGUCUGGGACUAUGCGCCUACCAAGCAAGACCAUAUUGAUGAGGACUUCAAGCGCCAGUACCUGAGUCAGUCACCAACACGCAUAGGUGGGAAGUACAAGAAGGCAGUGUAUACUCAGUACAAAGAUGAGACGUUCACUGAAAGAUCAGAGAACCUGCAGAGGAAAAAUGAGCUGGGUAUUUUGGGCCCAGUGAUCAGAGCGCAAAUCAGAGACAUUAUCACGAUUGUUUUUAAGAACAUGGCCUCCAGACCCUACAGUAUCUACCCGCAUGGACUGACAAUAGAGAAGUCCCAAGAAGGAGUCAACUACCCAAAAGGAGGAAACCAUUCUCAUGGUGUCCAGCCAGGUGAGACACACACCUAUGUGUGGAAAGUGGUCGAAGAGGAUGAGCCUCUGGAGGGAGAUUCCAGAUGUUUGACACGACUUUAUCACAGUGCGGUGAACACACCACGGGACAUCGCCUCUGGACUGAUCGGACCAAUGCUCAUCUGCAAGAGUCAGUCCCUCAAUGUCAGGAAUGUGCAGCUGAAAGCAGACAAAGAGCAGCACGCCAUGUUUGCGGUCUUUGAUGAGAACAAGAGUUGGUAUCUAGAGGAUAACAUUCGCCAAUAUUGUAAUCGAUCUAAAGUCAACAGGGAAGACCCAGAAUUUUAUAAGUCCAAUAUCAAGCACACUGUCAACGGUUACAUCUUUAAGAACGACCCACCCUUGGGCUUCUGCAGUGGUGAGGUUGCAACAUGGCACGUGUCCAGCAUUGGCGCACAGGACUACAUCCAGACAGCUACUUUCUACGGCCACACAUUUGAGCUGAAUGACAGAACAGAGGACUUCCUAAGCCUCUACCCCAUGACUGGAGAGACCAUCACUAUGAACAUGCUCAACACUGGUGUCUGGCUUCUUGCUUCCCUGAAUUCCCAUGAGACAACUAACGGAAUGCGUGUUAAGUUUCGGGAUGUUGAGUGCUUUCGUGACUACCAGUAUGAGUACGAAGAUUCAUUGCCAAAAAAUGAGUUUACUGUGUGGAAGCCCCCAAGCUUGGAGGAAAUCAAAAAGGAAGAGGAGAAGGUAGAUCCAGUUAAAAACCCAUCACUGGAGCCAGAUAUCUACACAGAAAUGUUUGCAGAAGAAUUGAAUCUCAGGUCUCACAAGAACCAGUCUGCUGACUCAGAUAUGGAGAAGUUGGACCUCUCUUUCCUGGAUUACGAUGUUGUUGAUGUCCUUGAAAAAGAUAUGAACAGCACCCUUAAUUUCACAGAGAUAAAGAGUAAACCCGAGACCUCCACUAUAAACCCAGAUGCAUUAACUGAAAUGUGGUUUCUUAUUUUGAAAGUCCUGAAUAUUACAAUAGGUAAUUUGCAGAACCAAAGCACAAGUGAGAAUACAACACAUAUACUGAACAGCAGUACACCAUUGACACAGUCAGUUUUAGACAAUUCCACUCUGUAUCAAACAGAGAACCUAACUGGUUUGAAUAGCCACAAUGUGUCACAAAAGGAUUCCAGUACAACUAGAAAUGGCAGUUUGUCAUCAGAGACUACCAGACCUAACGUAGCAUUGCAAGAGCCAACCAAUCUCACUGCAGCACCAUCAGGAAAUUCAAGUAACAGUUUAGAAAGGGAAAGAAUAAAUGUAACACUGACCACUGAUAACUACACUUCUAUUGAAGAGGUUGUACAGGACUCUGAGGAGAAAUACACUAGAGGGGAUGUGUUCUCUUACUCUGUGCCCCUGUCAAAGCCAAGCAUUAACAAUUUCAACAGUAGCCUAAACAGCAAUUUAUCAGCUGACAAUCUGCUGGAAAAUACAAAACGGGAAGAUGAGACUAACACUGCAGUAAAGUAUGGCAACACGUCAGCAGAGAGAACAAACCAUUCAUUGUCAGUUCUAGAGGUAGAUGUUGAAGAAGUCAGCAGCAACAUUAAAAGGAACAACUUAACCAUCUUGGAGUUGACUAAAAGCACAGAAAAUAAAACCAGUGACAAUAACACUUUUUUGAGCUCAGGAGAGCUAGAGUAUGGACUUCAAAUUAAUCUUGAAGUUGUGACUACUCCAACUAAUUCCAGCUAUAAAAAUGUAACCCAGAUUUUGCUUGAGAAUGAGCAGAAUGUCACAGGGGAUGCAUCCAGAUCAGCUCUAUCAGUGAUGAGCAGUAUGGGGCGUGAGGAGAAUAUCUCAAGUCUCUUUGACAAGUUGACCGACACAUCUUUGGAAAGUCUUUCUAAUCAGACUACAGUUUCAGGUAACCAGUCCCUCAGUUCUGAAGAGCUAGGUUUCUCAGAGAGCAGUGAAGAAGUGUUCAUCUUCCUUAAGGAAAACAAUACAGAGGCUAUUAAAACCAGUUUGGUCAAAAUACAAGGUCACAACUGGACCUACGAAGGAACUUACCAAAUGAUUCCUGAGGAACUUCCAGACCAGUUGAAGAAACACUUUGAGAAGGAAACCCCUCAAACAACACUGCCUCCAAAAAAGAAAGUCAGGGUUGUGAACCGUCGACAGAGACCAGAGAAGGGACAUGGCAUGAAGACAAGGAAAAGAAAGGAAUACAAGCCUCAGGCCCGGAGUGGUUUACCAUUCUCUCCUCGUGGAUUUAAUCCAGGAAUGACUCCUCGUGGGUCACGGCCUCACUCACCAAAGCCCGUCUCGACUGAGGACCACGUUAUUGACAUGCCCGUUGUUAUUGGUGUGCCUCGGCCUGAUUUCAGUGACUAUGAGCUUUAUAUUCCUGGGGGAGAACCAGAUCACCUAGCGCUAGAAGAACAGGAUUUCAAAGCUGAUGAAUACGAGUACGUGAUGUACAAAGACCCUUACAGCGUCGCUGAUGAUAUCAAGAACCUUGACCUUGACGAGACCACAAAAUAUUACUUAAAAAUGUCAGGCCCCAAUGUCAAGACUUAUUUCAUUGCUGCAGAGGAGGUCGAAUGGGAUUAUGCAGGGUAUGGACACAGGAGGCAAGAAAAGCAUGAACUACUCAGCCAAGAAACUAAGUUCACUAAGGUAGUCUUUCGAGGUUACUUGGAUAGUAGCUUCACCACACCCGACAUCCGUGGGGAGAUAGACGAGCAUCUCGGCAUCCUGGGGCCAGUCAUCAAAGCAGAGGUUGGACAAAGCAUCAUGGUGGUGUUCAGGAACAAUGCCAACCGUCCAUAUUCAAUACACCCCAAUGGGGUGUCCUAUACCAAGCGGACAGAAGGCCUCUCCUAUGAGGAUGAAUCCCAUUACUGGUUCAAAUAUGACAAUGAGGUUAAACCCAAUAGCACCUUUACUUAUUUGUGGAAAGUCGGGCAUACAGUUGGGCCAAAACCAGAAGAGUCUGACUGCCGAACCUGGGCCUACUAUUCAGGCGUAAAUCCUGAAAGGGAUAUCCACUCAGGCUUGAUUGGGCCUUUGCUGGUGUGUCGAGAGGGAACCUUGGACACGAAAUUAACAGAUAGGAGAGAAUUCACACUACUUUUCAUGACUUUUGAUGAGUCACGGAGCUGGUACUAUGAGAAGAACUCUGAGAUAAUGCAAAGAAAAAGGCGAAGGAGAAUCAUGGAUCACACCUUCAAGGAGAACCUAAAGUUCCAUUCAAUCAAUGGAAUUAUACACAGCCUGAAGGGCCUGAGGAUGUAUACCAACCAGCUUGUGACCUGGCACCUCAUCAACAUGGGUUCUCCCAAUGAUUUUCAUAGUGUCCACUUUCAUGGGCAGACAUUUAUACACAAGAAGAGCACCAGCUACAGACAGGCUGUCUACCCACUGCUGCCUGGGGGUUUUGCUACCCUGGAGAUGUAUCCAUCCAAACCUGGCCUCUGGCAGCUGGAGACAGAAGUUGGCCUUAGCCAACAGAAGGGCAUGCAGACACUCUUUUUGGUUCUGGAUAAUGACUGCUAUCGUCCACUGGGUCUAGAAUCGGGCAGUGUGAAGAAUGGAGAGAUCACAGGAAUCAACACUAGAGGAUACUGGGAGCCCCAUCUUGCCAGAUUGAACAAUCAGGGUAAAUACAAUGCAUGGAGCACAGACAAGAACAACAGCUUUAUUCAGGUAGACUUCCAGCGGCCAGUUGUGAUCAGCCAGGUGGCAACUCAGGGAGCCAAGCAAAUGUUCUACUCCCAGUAUGUGGUCAAAUAUUUGAUCUCCUACAGCAACGACCGCCGGAAGUGGAUCUUUUAUAAAGGCGACAGCAAAGGCUUUAGAAAGGUAUUCACUGGUAACCAGGAAGCCUAUGAGACAAAGACAAAUAUUUUCUUCCCUCCCGUGAUUGGACGAUUCAUUAGGCUUCACCCCAUUGAAUGGUACAACAUGGCAACAGUCCGCAUGGAGUACUUUGGCUGUGAGCUUGAUGGCUGCUCAGUGCCUCUUGGGAUGGAAAGUGAAGCUAUAGGGGACAUUUACAUCACAGCCAGCUCUACAGCCACUAGCUGGUACAAUGGACCCUGGAAACCAUCACUCGCACGCCUCAACAGACAAGGUGCCGUCAACGCAUGGCGGGCUAUGUAUAACAACAUGGACCAGUGGCUUCAGGUAGAACUGCCUCAGAUUAAAAAGAUCACAGGUGUCAUAACCCAGGGAGCCAAGUCUCUGGGGAAGGAGAUGUAUGUCAUGUCCUACAUUUUGCAGUACAGUGACAAUGGGAUAGAGUGGAAAGAGUACACGGAUAGUGAGAAUGAGCCUGCCAGGGUUUUUGUGGGAAAUACAAAUAACAACGGCCACGCCAGGAACUACAUCUACCCUCCCAUUUUCUCCCGCUUUAUCCGAGUCAUCCCCAAAAGCUGGAUGACCUCCAUCACCAUGAGAAUUGAGCUGCUUGGAUGUGACUUUGAGUGAUAAUAGAUAAUAGAUCAUACAGGUCAGCUCAAGCAUGCUCAUGAAUAUGCAAAUAAAUGGACAUGAAGCUGAAAAGGUAACAUAACAUAGAAAUACCAAAUCACAGCUAACAUGAAAAAACUCACACAUGUUUGUUUGCCAAAUUUGUUUUGUAGCUUGAGUAACUCAGUGAAUUGUCACUUGUCACUAUGAUUUUUGAUUUUUUGGAAGUUGCAAUCAAAGUAGUAAAAAGUAGUAAAAAUGUAAUAAGUAGGAUUUGUGUGUUUUUGAAAUACUAGUUGUAUUUUCAAGUUUAUAUGCAGUAUUUUAU
This is a messenger RNA of Pelmatolapia mariae (spotted tilapia), 6425 nucleotides long. It is a transcript of the gene f5, whose product is annotated as coagulation factor V. NCBI's taxonomy places the organism in Eukaryota, Metazoa, Chordata, Actinopteri, Cichliformes, Cichlidae. Gene Ontology annotation, cellular component: plasma membrane. The transcript is spliced from 25 exons. The record is from RefSeq and is a predicted model, not a curated record. Gene Ontology annotation, molecular function: copper ion binding; oxidoreductase activity; signaling receptor activity. The coding region runs from base 221 to 6115 and encodes 1964 amino acids.